CCAUAAUCAGCAGAAAUCUGUGCCUGUGAAACGUUCACCUUGAGGAAAAUAAGUUAAAUACAUUAAGAUUAAUAGUGUAAUAGUCAUUUGGUCACAAUUAUAAAUGGAUUUUGAAGUGCAGCUUGGCACAGUCUAGCUGUUUGAUUGGCAUUUGAAGCCGUUUGAUGGUUAUUGGUUAUGCUGGAUUAACGGUUCUUCUCUUGAGAUUGGUGACAGUUCCCCAGCAACUGUACACUUACAAGUUGUUAUGUGAUUGUGGAAUGCAAAGAGGCAGCAAAAUGGAAGAGACUUCUUAAAGAUGCCAGAUAUUGGAUGCUGGUCGGGAAUCCUCAAGAUUUGUAAAGCUUUGAUGAAAUGGUUUUCAUCAUCGUUGAAAGGCUCGUCGACGGAGUCGAGCACCAGCUCUCUGAAGAAGCCCCGGAACCGUAACAUUUUUAGUAACUUUUUAUGCUGCUUUGGAAACACAAAUAACAACAACACACAGACAACUAACUGUCAAAUUCCUGUAGUGGAAGAAAAUGGAAACCCAAGGAGCCCUGCUGAAAAGUAUCUUCUUCCAGCUGUCCUUAAUAAGGACACAAAUAAAAAAUGUGCUGUGAUUGAUCUAGAUGAAACUCUUGUCCAUAGUUCAUUCAAGCCAAUCAGCAAUGCUGAUUUUAUAGUUCCAGUUGAAAUAGAAGGAACAGUGCACCAGGUUUAUGUUCUAAAGAGGCCUUAUGUUGAUGAAUUCUUGAAGAAAAUGGGAGAGAUGUUUGAGUGUGUAUUAUUUACUGCUAGUUUAGCUAAGUAUGCUGAUCCUGUGGCAGACUUGUUAGACAAGUGGGGCGUCUUCAGGUCAAGGUUAUUCAGGGAGUCUUGUGUCUUUCAUCGAGGCAACUAUGUCAAAGACCUUAGUCGACUAGGACGUGAUUUGGCUCAAGUCAUCAUAAUAGACAAUUCGCCGGCUUCUUAUAUCUUCCACCCAGACAAUGCUGUUGGAGUGCAGUCCUGGUUUGAUGACAUGACUGACACAGAGUUACUGGACUUGUUACCAUUUUUCGAGGGAUUAUCAAAUGUGGACAAUGUUUAUCAAGUGCUAAAAAAUCAGAAUCGCCGGAACUCUUCAUGAUGCCAGUCUGCGGUAGAGCCCUGGUCAAACACCUCUUUGAUAGAGACUAUAGUGCUUCACGGACACUGUUCUCGUCUGAUUCCGUGUGAUCCCAGAUAAGACUUGAAUCAAUCUUCAAGAGGUCUUGGAUUGUGUGGAAUCAGGUGGCCAUUGUUUGACCAUGCUUGUCUGAUGUUUUUAUGCAACUGUGACUUAAAAAAGCAAAAUAUAGAGGAAAACAUAUUUUUGUUUAACGAAUGAGUGUUACAUACUGUAUAGUAAAAGUAUAUUUUUUGUUCUUUUUGUACGUGCAACGAUAGUAUAAACCAAAAUUAAGAAUUAACUGAUUAUGUUGCAGUCUGACAUUGUUAUGAUUCUAAUUUGUUUUAGAAAAUUGUUUUAUUGUAAUUGAUUUUAAUCAAUUUUUAAUAGGAAAUCUUUACAGUCUGUUGCAUCAUUACUUUUUAUAAACAGAUGUUUUAUUUUACAGAUAUUAGAAUUUUAUGUGAUUUUAGAGCAUUAUGGGUGAUAAAAGAAAAUAGUGUGUAAAUGACUCAUUACUAAGGGCUAGAUGACUACAUUUAGUAUGAAGUUAUGUUUAACAGUUUUACAGAAAAAAAACUUUUAGUAAACACAGCUAUUCUCGUGAGGUAUAGUAUUUUAAGAGAUAGAUGCUAAGUAAGAAAUUGUAUUAAAUAUGAGAACAUACAAGGGAGAUAAUGAGCAAUAUUACAGGGCAUUGAGAUGAAAAAUAUAUUGUCUACCACAAGAUAUAUUUAGCAAAAAAAAUUAUACCUGUUAAGCAUUCAUGACUUUUCUGAUGUGUGGUUGUGACAUUUGUAAGAAAAGUCUUUUUUUUAACAUCAUUUUUAAUAUUGAAAUUUUUCUAAAAUACUUUCUCUUUUGUUGUUCCAAGAUACAUUUUUAGAAAUCAGGAUUAUAAAGACAAGAUGUAUUUGUUCAGAUUAUACAUAAGUUUGUUUUGGGGAAAAGAAAGGUACAUCUUGAUGGAUGAAUGUGAUUAAGUUUGGUCAAUGAUUUCAGUGCCUUACUUCAUCCUAGCUGUUGGGUAGUUUUUGCUUCAGAGUGUUAAUUAGUGUUCUCUUAAUCAAAAAGAUCAGCUAACAGGACUCUUGUUGUGGCUUUUUAAAUGUUUAUCUUCAAGCUUUUAUUAACAAAAAAGGUUUUCUAUCUAUUUUGUUACAUUUUCUCAGGAUUUUUGAAGUGCCCAUUUGUAAAAAAAAUUUAAUCUCAUUCUAAUAUUAAUGUGUACAUCAGUAUACUACCGGAAAUAAUCUUUUUGAAUGCUAACCUAUUAAAAUGAAGAUGAAUCAUAGUUUAGAAAAUGCUUUUAGUCUCAAUUUUAUUCACUAGUGAAAUGAUGAAAAAAUUCAAGUGAUAAAUUUUUCAAUUUAUUGCUAAAAUUGUUAGUCUUUUUCCUCCUGAUUCACCUACUGAGUUUAGAAGUAAUGAUGAUAUAUAUGCACAGAUGUUAAUUAUAAUUGGGUAACUUUUUUUUCCUCUGAUAGUUUAAAAUCCCUUGUCCAAAUCUGGCAGCUAUAAUUGCUUUAAAAAUGGUUGAUGGAUUUAUUUCAUUCUUAUGUUAACAAUUUGAAAUUCUGUUGAAGUUUCUCUUUUAUUAAAACAAAAGAUUGCCAGUCAAGUUUUGGAUUUAUGGCCAUGCUAUGUGCUGUAUCCAGCUAAGUUUUGUUUUUGCCAUCUGAGUAAAGGGCAUUUAGAUGUUUUUACUCUACAUUUUUCAGGUCAAGUAUUUUACAAAUCUGUGAUAUAAUUUUGAGAGCAGCCUUCUUUUGUUUCUUGUUUAAAGCUGUUAAUUGACGACUCUUCCUUCUUUUGUUUUGUCAGACUUCUUGCACUUUUCAUGCAAGGAUUCUAGUUUUCUUGCCUCUUGAGUUGCUUUUAUUGAAGGAAGGGCAAUCACAAUUUGAGCAGAAAUUUUGUAAACUAGAUACAGUAUUUUAAAAGGAAGAGGGUUACUAUAUAAAUUAUUUUGCUUUGCUAGCUGUGAAGAUAGGGCUGGUUUUCUCACAUCCUUUAUAAUAAGAAGGGGUGUUAAAAGCUUUGUGCUGAAUUUCCUAUUUUUGGAAGAAAAUAUUGUUACCAUUAACAGUUUUUUUAAGAAGAGUAAAAUUUUAGACUUGCAACUUGCUUUCAAUUAAAAUACAUGUAUUACUCCAAUUGAUGUUUUUUUUUCCUGGAUUGUAACUUCUUUCUGAUACCUCUCCCUCAUCUCCAGACCUUAGCAGUGCCCCACCCUCCCACCGAUAGUUCUACUAACAUUGAGGGUGUACCAGGAUUUUGAAGCCAAAUGUGCAUUCUUCUAUGUGUUACUGAAUUAUGUUAUCAAUAAAAAGUAUCUAAAAAUGUUCUUAUCAUAAAAAUAUUUAUCUAUGGUGUAAAUAUGUAUGUGAGUGUUUGGAUAUAUAAUAUAUAUAUAAAUAUAUACAUGUACUGAAGUUACUCUAUUUUCUUGUACAUACAGUACGUCUCGUUUAUUCUGGUAGUUGUUUUUACCAACAGGCAUUUAAAUUUCUUGUUGUGUGCGAGUGCCUAAAUGAGGAACCAUAUUCAGAAAGACUUGAAAAAUACCAUUUAUUUCUUUUUCCAAGUCAUCUAAUGCAAAUCGGAAAAAAAAAAUGUAUGCAUCAAUGAUAAUGUUAGAAUGUUUCAUGUAGUUUUUGAGAGGGGGUAUACACCGCUAUGCCUAAGCUAUUAAAGUUAAUCUGAUGAACAAGAAUUAUUACUCCCAUCACAAAAUAUGCAUCCUGUAGGUAAAACAUUUUUUUUUUAUAAAUGGGACAAACAUUUGUUAGAUACAAAAAUUGAAUCAUGGAAAAUAUUUUCUACUUUGUGAAUAGUGAUUUUUUUUUGUGCUUGUGAGAUUACUGCUUUUACUACUGACAGAGUCAAUAUAUAUACUAUUGUUUUAGUUUUUGGACUUCUUGAUCUUGCACAGUUGUGAUUUUUAUGAAAACUUGCAAUUCAAUGUUAGAACAGAUGGAGGAAUGAUGAACAUGUAUUAAAAUAUGUUACUGCUAUUUUCAGUUCCUAUUAAUUGAGUAGUCACACCUGUAUUGCAUUUGAAUCAAUCUUGAUCACGUAACUAUCUUUUUUUCUGAUAUUUUCUUAUUCUAGCACCUCUCUCUCUCUCUGAUUGAAUGUGUCAAUAUUCUUUCUUACCAUGUAAAUAGAGAAAUAAUUUUAGACUUUUAUACUGUAUUAUAUAAGUAAACUAACCCCAGUGGUGUUGGGUCUAGUGUAUCCAAAUGAAUGAAACGACAGAAAAUAAAUAAAACACAUCUACUUUUA
Messenger RNA from Saccostrea cuccullata (small rock oyster), 4417 nucleotides. RefSeq names its product CTD small phosphatase-like protein. The record is from RefSeq and is a predicted model, not a curated record. Gene Ontology annotation, molecular function: RNA polymerase II CTD heptapeptide repeat phosphatase activity. The coding region runs from base 299 to 1108 and encodes 269 amino acids. Lineage: Eukaryota; Metazoa; Mollusca; Bivalvia; Ostreida; Ostreidae. The transcript is spliced from 8 exons.